This is a messenger RNA of Lates calcarifer (barramundi perch), 1133 nucleotides long. RefSeq lists its product as uncharacterized. The transcript is spliced from 6 exons. NCBI's taxonomy places the organism in Eukaryota, Metazoa, Chordata, Actinopteri, Centropomidae. The record is from RefSeq and is a predicted model, not a curated record. The coding region runs from base 227 to 988 and encodes 253 amino acids.
AGCAAUUUAUGGGCUGGGAGCCAUCAACUUUCACUGGUGGUUCAGUGUUUUUCACACAGGUAUAAUGUGUUACUUAGUCAUGUAUCACAUUUCACUCCUCUCUGUCUCCCUCUGACAGAUACACUGUCACUUUUGUUGCUUGGUAACCUGAUCCAGCUGUUGUCCAGAGGACUGCUGUAACCAUAGUAAUCGCCUGUAUAAUUUAUCAGCCCAGAGUAGUGAAGACAUGGAGCAGGAUUGUGUCGCUGGUCUGUAUCAGUCUCUGGGUAUGUCUGUCGGAGCGGAGUUUUCCUGUGAAGAUGUGAGUCUCCUCUUCCACAAAGUGUUUCACGUUCCGUCCAACACUGAUGAAGCACAUACAGCUAUGAAGAAGAUUGCUGGAGGUGACAAUAGCUGGUCCUGUGCUGGUGAAAACAUUUUCGAUGUUCUCUUAGAAAUGGAAAGGGAGAGAGAAAAUAAAGAAAAGCUGUACUGGGACCUCCAGCUGCUGAAUGUUAGAAAUCUCAACACUCUCAAUGUGAUGGACAAGCCAGUCAUCAUUGAUCCUCAUAUCCCAAAUUGCCUGAACCAGUACACAGAUCCAAAUACUUUCAAAAAUGCUUACAACUCAGAUACAGGACCCUCACACUCUUGCACAGUUGACGCAGACAGUUCACAGACAGGGAAAAUAAUGGGGAAAAAUGAGCAAUAUGGGAAUGUGAGGAGGCUUAAGAAAGCAGCCAGGCAGUGCUGGGUGAGAUUGGCAUCAGAGGGUGUGCAAAGCAUGCUACCCUCCCCCUGGCAGGGCCAUAUCCUGAAAGUCAAAGGUCAGGCAUGGGGCUGUGUCUCCCUGUCAGACGUCCUCCUCUUGGUGGAAGUGAAGUAUGAUGUUAUAACCCACUUGCUUUACACAGAAAUGCUUCAGGAGCACCACAGUAAGAGAAAAACAUCUCUGAACUGUCAACACAAUAUAACACAGAACAAUUUCUUUACUUCAAGCACAACUUAGUCAGCAUUACAGACCCUGAUUCAAAUGCUUCACAAUCCUGUUUUCCCUUCUUCUCCACAGCUUUAAGUGUCUGGGAAACCUUGCUGCCAUGGCAGCGACACAAGGAGGAGGAAGGGCUGGAGGACCUCACAGAGGACGCUUUGGA